Liolophura sinensis is the source of this 7064-nucleotide messenger RNA. Its product is annotated as pyruvate dehydrogenase phosphatase regulatory subunit, mitochondrial-like. Bases 113 to 2713 code for a protein of 866 amino acids. The record is from RefSeq and is a predicted model, not a curated record. NCBI's taxonomy places the organism in Eukaryota, Metazoa, Mollusca, Polyplacophora, Chitonida, Chitonidae. The transcript has 17 exons. Gene Ontology annotation, molecular function: protein binding. Gene Ontology annotation, cellular component: cytoplasm; mitochondrial matrix; mitochondrion.
ACUAGCUUCCUCUGCUAAAAUAAGAAGCUGUGCUACACUUGGGACCAAGUCUGGGAAUGGAACAGGUGGGAGGGAGUGGUCACAGUCCAGACUGUUAAGGACUUCAGCAUGGAUGCAACAGGCGACCCUUGGGGUGACAUACCAAACUGGGUCAGUGCCACACCAGGCUCGUGUAGUGAUCUGUGGGGGAGGAGUCAUGGGCUGCUCUAUUGCAUACCACCUGGCAGAGGCUGGCUGGACAGAUGUGCUGGUAUUAGAGCAGGGCAGUAUAGGGUGUGGUUCAUCCUGGCAUGCCUCGGGGCUGGUGGGUCAGAUUAAGAACAGUCCCCACGCCACACGGCUGUGUAUAGAAAGUGUGGACCUGUACAAAGAGCUGGAGGAUCAAGGCCACAGUGUAGGCUGGAAAGGAGUAGGAAGUCUCAAUGUGGCCCGGACGGAGGAUCGGAUGAUUCUGUUUGAGAGACAGAGGGUCCAGACUCAAGGUCAGGGUUUGGAGUGCUAUAUCAUCUCACCAGAAGAGGCCAAAAAUAUCUGUCCACUGAUCCGCCAUGAGGACAUCAAGGGUGCACAGUGGGUGCCAGGGGAUGGAGUUGUCUCCCCUACUGAUGUAGUGAACACACUCGCAAACCUGGCCAAGCAGAGAGGGGUGAAAAUUAUUGAACAUUGCCAGAUACAGCGUAUUUUGACAGAGAAGUAUAAAGUGAAAGGAGUAGAGACUAGCAUGGGCUCUAUCAAGUGUGAAUACUUUGUCAACUGUGGUGGACAGUGGGCAAGGGAGAUUGGCCAGAAAUCACGACCAAAAGUGCGUGUGCCUCUUCAUUCAUGUGAACAUUAUCAUAUUCUGACCAAACCUAUAGAGGAGGUAGACCGCCUCAUGCCGGUGGUGAGAGACUAUGACGGGCGUGUGUAUGCAAGGGAGUGGGGUGGUGGGUUGCUAGGAGGGGGAUUUGAACUGGAGGCUAAACCAGUCUUCCACGAAGGCAUUCCAGAGAAGUUUGAGUUUCAGCUCCUACAGGAAGAUUGGGACCAUUUCCAGGUGCUACUGGAUCCGCUAUUGCACCGGUUCCCCGUGAUGGAACAAGCUCAUGUCCAACAACUGACAAAUGGGCCAGAGAGUUUCACGCCAGAUGGAGACUGGAUCGUGGGGGAAUCCCCAGAGGUGGACAAUUACUUUGUGGCAGCAGGGAUGAACUCAGCUGGGUUUGCCGGGGGAGUAGGGGUGGGCAAGCGCAUAGCACAGUGGAUCAUGGAAGGGGAGCCAAGCACUGACUUCUCCUCUCUGGACAUCCGGCGAUUUGUGGACCUCCAUAAUAACAAACGUUACCUCAGGGAUCGUGUCACAUACACAUUAGGUUAUCAUGCUAAGCUGAUGUACCCAAACCUGAGAGAUGAGGCUACAGGACCCACCAGGCUGCGAACAUCUGUCCUCCACACCCGCCUCAUGGACGCCGGCGCCAUCUGGGGACAGAUCAUGGGUUAUGAGAGAGCCAUGUACUUCACACCUGAUACAGAUGAUUACAUGGACUCCAGUUCUAAGCGCCCCCAGGGGACGUUCUGUAAACCUAACUGGUUUGACUACGUGGAGGCGGAGUACUGGGGCUGUAAGGAGAGAGUCUGCCUCAUUGAUAUGUCUUCAUUCGCCAAGUUCGAGAUCAAGUCUCGGAAUCAGGAGGCGACAGAGUACCUGCAGUACUUGUGCUCUAAUGACAUAAACAAACCACUUGGCACCAUUAUCCACACCGGGAUGCACAACCUGCAGGGCGGCUAUGAGAACGACACCAGUGUGAUUAGGCUAGAUGAGAACUAUUACUUCAUGAUCUCACCGACAUCUCAGCAAACCCGUGGCCUGAACUGGCUUCACAAGAAACUGCCCAAGGAUAGCUCUGUACAGAUCCGUGACGUUACCUCACUCUAUGCAGGUAUCAAUGUGGUGGGACCCCGGGCUCAAGACUUACUGGCUGAGCUGACAGACGCCUCCACCAAGAAAGCAGACUUUCCCAUCAUGUCCUGCCAGGAGAUAGAUGUGGGCCAUGCCAGUGGGAUCCGAGCCCUCAGAUUGACUCACUCUGGAGAGGACGGCUUCAUCCUCUAUAUACCUUCUGAGUUGACAAUCCAUGUUUACGAUGCGUUAAUGCGAGCAGGCCGAGAUUACGGGAUCAUGAAUGCUGGUUACUACGCUCUGCGAAUUCUCCGCAUGGAGAAGUUCUUUGCUUACUGGGGACUGGAUUUAAGCACUCACACCACGCCACUCGAGUGUGGGCGGGACUUCAGGGUUAGAUUUGAUAAAGACUUUAUUGGGAGGGAGGCAUUGCUGAAGCAGAGGGAGGAAGGGAUCAGUAAGAAGCUUGUGCACUUCACCCUGGUGGAUCAUGACAAGGAGACGGACCUGUGGCCCUGGGGCGGGGAGCCUAUCCUUAGGAACGGGCAGUUUGUGGGCACAACUACCUCCAGUGGUUAUGGCUACAGCCUCCAGAAGAUGGUCUGUAUGGGUUUUGUCAAACAUCUCAAUGACAACGGCGAGGAUGUCGUCACCAAGAACAUGAGUGACUACAUCCUGGACAAGAACGCCACCUACGAGAUUGACAUAGCUGGAAAGAGGUUUGUGGCUCGGGCACGAAUCCAUACACCUCGCGAAGCCCUGACCACCUCAGAACCCCUGUUUAUCCCAGUGCCUGCCCGAAGCCCCAUUUCUGGAACAGCCAGCAGGUGUUAAGGAAUUGGGUUGGGGGGUGUGACCCACACAAGGGCUGCAAUGCUAAGCGUGAUGUUGAACCCUCACAGUGACGUGAUGUGGGCUCAGCCUCAUUUCUCCCUCCCUUGGAACUGUCUUUAGCACUAAGGCUGUAUAUACGUGUGCAUCAGUUAUGAACACCAGGGCAUGGGAUCUACAUCUGUCAUACAACUGGGAGUUAGGCUUACAUCCCUGUGGGGCCUAUGCACAUACUGGUGUGGGAUUUAUACUCAUGGAAUAGUCAUUGAUAUUAUUGGUAGGGGUAAAUUGUAGAUGUUGGACAGGGUAGUCAGCCUACUAUGUUACACUGCAGCUCAUUGUAUACAGGUACAUUAUGUUGUAUGUAAUAUGGAAGCGAACAUAUUUUACCUGUACUACGUGUAUAUAGCACCUGAAAGGCAGGAAUACUGUUUUCUUUCUCUUGUGGGUACUGGGUUUAGAAGCGUAUUUGAUCCUGGUGGAUUAUGCAUGUACCAUGUACUGUGGCACACUGACUGGUAUUUGUAUAUGGUGUAACUGCAUGUUGAUACAUUGAAUGAUCCACUGGGCCUCAGUGUUGUUGUUGUUGAGGUUAUGUAUACAUGCAUAUGAACAGCUGUUUACUGCUUCUUGUCCAUGUGUCUUCUUAAGAACUUCAGCAGGUGCUUGUGGCCUUCAUACUCAUUUCCUCAUAAUGUGUUCUCUUGUCUGAUCACAGGCAAAUCCUGAAUUUUUUUAGUACCGACAAUACAUGUGUUCUGCACCGUGUGAAUAACAUUCAUUGAGAGUUAAGGAAAUUUAAUUUUGUUUUGUGAGGUGUAAUUUGUGUGUUUUGUUAAUGCUGUCAACUGAUUGUUACAUGUAUAUGUGACAUGUGGAUACAUGAAUGUCAGAGAGCUUUUUAGGUUCUAAACAUGUGUGAUACAUGUCAGAAGGCAUAGUUGUUAGAUAGUUGUGUUGUUUUCCUUUUUGAGUCGAAUCAGCUAUGUAUAUUAGUGCUUUAUAUCAUAUAAGGUUUGAUUUUAAUUGUCCUGUAUGUGUCAUGUCUGCCCGGUAUGUGUCAUACCUGUGCGGUGUGUGUCAUACCUGCCCGGUGUGUCAUACCUGCCUGGUGUGUGUUAUACCUGCCCGGUGUGUCAUACCUGCCUGGUGUGUGUCAUACCUGCCCGGUGUGUGUUUUUUGUUGGGAUAUUACUGAUUUGUUAUUCAUACAACUUCCGCUGUUGUGAUUGUUUACCAGUCCCUACGAUUAGGAAAAAAUUCUAAUCAUCAUGACAAAAUUUGGUUUUAAGGAAUUUAUUUUCAUUGUUAAUUAUGAAAUCCUCAAUAUACAGUGCUUUCUGCUUGGUUUAUAUAAAUUUAUAUGAGUGUAUAUAACUAUGUGUAUAUUUUUAACUGUGUUGAAACGAAAGACCUUGUCUGUAGCCAGAUGUAAGAACUGUUCCUUCCAAUUGCCUUCACUCAGGAAUUGUUCCUCCGAGUCAUUGAUCGUCUAAAAACAAAUCUCAAGACUUAGAAUAGCAUACUACUAAGUUUAGUGUGAAGUUAUGACGGUAAAAAAAUGUCCCAUUAAUUAGAAAAUGAGCAACUUUACAUUACAGCUUUUAUAUUAGUAUCUAUUGAAUGAAUUUUCCUUCAUUGCCCAAUAAUUGAAAAUAGAAAAGCUUAAUUGUAAUGCACCGGUCAUUAAAAGGAAAAGACAGCAGAUAUGAAAUAUGAAUGCUGAAAAUUAAUGUAGUGUCAAAACUGUGAAAUGAAUAUUGGUCAUAACAUGUAAGUGGAUUUAUUUUGGCAGCUGUUGUGAUCUCAAAUAUACCAAAUUCAGGAACUACCUUCCUACAUGUACCUGAUGAGAUGCUUGCUAUGACCUGCCUAAAAUAUCUGAUUUGCUGUGUUUUCCUUUAUAAAGAUUAUUGUAUUGUUUGAUGUGCGUAGCAGUGGAUUAGUGCUUAAUGUACUUUUACUUUAUUUGUAUGUUUACAAUAUACUGUUUAAAACAUCAGGUAGAUAUUCCAGUUCAUGUUGAUGAUUCUUGGUAUAUAUGAAGGAACAAAAAAGAAAUACAGUUCGGCCGUUCAUGAUGUGUCAUGAUAAUUGUCAGAAUCGUGCAGGCACUCCACAUUACCUGUGUGUGAGUUUGGUGUGUGUUUACCUAUGGUUGAUGACAAUGACCGAUACCUGUUAUUUUUGGCUUUCCAAACAGCCUAUGCCUAUAGGGGCAUAAAAUCGUGAACAAUAUGAACACAUGUACUACGUGGACUUUGGUGUUAGUGUACAGAGAUUUAGUAUCUAUCAGUUUUCAGUUCAGUUAAUAGUAUUUUAUAAUGACAGUGUGCCGGUGCUGUUGUGAAAAUUCAGCUGUAUUUCUCUCAUAGAUUUCAGCUGUAAAAUGAUGAGAGCAGAUACAGCUGUUUUGGGUGGGUUCUGACAACUAAAGAUUGGACUUAUGUGACAUAAUUUGGAGGGGACUAAAGAGUGUUGGCGGAAAAUAUGCAUAAAACCAGCUUAUUAUCUAGUGAUUUUAAGAGCUAUAGUACUCAAGUUAUUGUACCUUUUUUCAAUAUUUUUUUACACUUAAUUUAACAGUUCAUACAGGCGUAGCUAAUUAUGAAUAAAUAAUAAACAGGCAUUAAUCUUUUAAGUAAUUUUCAUGAAACUCGUGAAUCGGGCACAUCUAGUCAUGAAGAAGAAACCGGUGCUUUUCAUUGACCCUGACAUGUCUUAUCACUGAAUUGCGUGCUAUUUAUUGUAUACUUGGAUGUGCACUUAAUGACCCCUCUAGAAGUAAGUCUGAAUAUCAGCUGACUUUUGUGCAGGUAGAGUGAGCUGCUAUGGAAACGUACAUACAUAUUUGCUAUAAAAGUUGCUCAAUUAAACGUACGUUGCCAGUAUUAGCAACAGUAUGAAGGUAGAUGUAUGUAAAGUGGAUGUAUACAUGAACAACUGAUCGUCUGUUCAAAGUUAUUUCUGUAUGAACUUGAAGCAUAUUUGCUUGUGUCUUGACUUUUUGUAUUUUAAGGUUGCAUGUAUGACAGUCUUAAAUUUUAUCAUAUUGUAGAGUAAUAGAAUCAAAGAAAAGAUUAAAAAGGAAUUCUUUGAGCAGCAGCAGCAGCAGCAUGUAAUGUCUUAUGCUACAUACAUGACAUACAGAUGUGAGAGCACUGGUCAAGAUGAAGCAAGGUCUUGGCUCAACAGUUUGAAUGUUCCUGUCAUGGCUGUAAGACUUUUGAUGUCUUCUGCCUUCUGUCAUCAUGGCUGUAGGCUGUAAGGGCUGAAGGGUCUUCUGUCAUCAAAGCUGUAGAGUCUUAUGCCUUCUGUCAUAGUGGCUGUAGGCUGUAAGGGCUGUAGGGUCUUAGUUUUCUGUCAUCGUGGCUGUAGGCUGUAAGGGCUGUAGGGUCUUCUGCCUUCUAUCAUCAUGGCUGUAAGCUGUAAGGGCUGGAGGGUCUUAUGCCUUAUUUCAUCAUGGCUGUAGGCUGUAAGGGCUGUAGAGUCUUCUGUCAUCAAGGCUGUAGGGUCUUAUGCCUUCUGUCAUCAUACCUGUAGGCUGUAAGGGCUGUAGAGUCUUCUGUCAUCAAGGCUGUAGGGUCAUGCCUUCUUUCAUCAUGCCUGUAGGCUGUAAGGGCUGUAGAGUCUUCUGUCAUCAAGGCUGUAGGGUCUUAUGCCUUCUAUCAUCAAGGUUGUAGGCUGUAAGGUCUGAAGGGUCUUAUGCCUUCUGUGAUCACGACUGUAGGCUGUAAGUGCUGAGAUAUACUUGAUCUGGCUAUAAAUGUGGCGUAGCUCUACAGUGUAUUAACUGCAUUCUUAUUUCUUUGUACACAAGGCAGCUGAAUGUAUCAAUUACUUUAUCAUGCCAUGAUAUUACAAUGUUAAUGCCACAUGUUUUAUAUAGAAUAGUUUGCUGGAGUGUAGAUAAAUGUCAUGAGAAAUGUUGAUCUUCCAAACAAAUAUCAAUUUUUUGAGUAAGUAUGUGGAGGAAGUCACUUACAAUGUAAUCCACAGAAUUACCCUUCAGUGUGUUGCAGACAAGGUAAGACAUGAUUAUAAUUAUUUUCGUGGCCAAACAAUUAGCCAGUGGUACAGGUGCAACUUUUCUGGUUUAAUUAUUAAGUACAUGCAAUUUAAUCGCAUUUCCAAUUGUGACCGAUUCAGCAGGACAUGUAUAUAUAUAUUCAUGCUGUAUGUAUCUAGUUAGUAAUGUGAAUGCAUGUAGGGUAGUAAUAUGUUCUGCCUGCUUUGUAAGCUACAUGUGUGUACAUCCAUGUAUGACGCAUACGGAGUACUCUGUAUGUACUAGCUCAGCUUUUUCAUCAUGAAGUGUAAUCAGCUUGAGGGACAAAUAAAAAGUUUGCAUUUU